UCAUGAAGAAAGUGAUUAAGUUCACGAGCUGGGUGGGCCUCAGGAAUCUUGAGAGACCUGAGCCUUCGUACAUCACCGAUAAGCGUGAGCUACCAAAGCUCCACAGAGCUGCAUGUUCAGGCUAUGAUGAAACAUUGCGGAAGUUGCUGUCACGUAAGAAAAAUGCCGUAGACAGCAGAGACAAGAAUGGCAGGACUCCGCUACACUUGGCCUGCAUCAGCGGCUGUCCAGGAGUGGUGGCUCUCCUUAUCCAGUUCAACUGUGAUCUGAAUGCUCGUGACAAGGAAAGGACGACAGCUCUCAUCAGGGCUGUACAAUCCCUGAACAGGGGAUGUGCCGGUAUCCUGCUGGAACACGGUGCUAACCCAAAUCUUGAGGACGGCGGUCAAAACACUGCUCUCCAUUAUGCCAUCUUGGAAGAGAGUGUGUCAAUUGCAACACAGCUGCUCCGCCAUCAUGCAAAUAUCGAGGCGAUAAACAAGAGUAAUUUGACACCAUUUUUACUCGCUGUCAAGGAGAACAAAAAGGAAAUGGUCAGAUUUUUGAUAGAGAACGGGGCAAAUGUACAUGCAGUCGACAACGUGCAAAGAUCAGCACUCAUCCUUGCUGUAUUUCAUGACUCCCCGGACAUAGUCAAGUUACUUCUUCAGGAAGGUGUUAGUCCCUAUUCUCAAGAUUCACGCGGAUGGUCUGCUGAACAAUAUGCUUAUUCUAAUGGGUUUGAACAGUAAGUGUUUACAUUAAAAUGCCAAGUAUCUCUUAACU
Molecule: messenger RNA, 765 nt
Organism: Camelus dromedarius (Arabian camel)
Lineage: Eukaryota; Metazoa; Chordata; Mammalia; Artiodactyla; Camelidae
Product: ankyrin repeat domain-containing protein 7-like
Exons: 5
Coding region: 3-731 (242 amino acids)
Molecular function (GO): protein binding
Source: RefSeq, a predicted model, not a curated record